AUGACAGAUAAAUAUAAAGUUUCUGAAAAGAAAGCAUUUAAAGUUAAAGUUAAAGAAGGAAGUAAUAAUCAAGAAGUAGAAUACGAAAUUACUGUAGAAGAAUGUGCGAUGGAUUAUACCGGUGAUUACAAAACCGAUACAGUAGUUACAAUUGAUGGAAAGAAAAAAAAAGUUGGCGAUACUACUGGCACACCUGCAGCUUGCAAACUAAAAGGAAAAGUUAAAAGAGGAUUCAUGUCUGACUCGGUUGAACUUGAAGAACUUGAUAAUGUUAAAAUAGAAAGUGGUGAAAAAGAUGUAUCAAUAAAAGAAUUACAAAAAAAUAUUGAAGUGUUGUUGGAGGAAAAGAAAGACAUGGAAGUAAUAGAAGUAGAUGCCGAAAAAUUUCCUAGACUAGCCCAAAAUCCGGAAUUUAAUGUUCUUUCCGUGCCUACUAUUUUUCUGUUCCGAAAGGGACAGGAAAAAUGGGUGGGAAAAAAAAGCGGAAGUCUAAAUGGCGCGGCAUUUCGGUUAUUGAGAGGCGUAGUUCAAUUGGUAGAACAUCGGCCUUCAGUUCCGAUUGUUGUGGGUUCAAGUCCUGCCGCCUCUGCCAAAUUGCCCAGGAGGCGCUGUUGGCUAGGCGCGUGGGGCUUAAGCCCUCAUCCUUUAUGGUUCGCGAGUUCGAAUCUCGCCUUGGGCACCACUUUGGAAUGGGAAAAAAAUAACCUCUCCAAUUUCGAGUUCUGUUCGAUUCCUACUGUGAGUACCAUUAAGGUUCUAUGGUAUAGUGAUUUCGGAAAAGCAACCCGACCCGGAAGCAGCAACCAAGUUGAAAUCAAAUUUCUAAUUGAUAAAGUAGUUCGGCAAAGAAUAGAACUUUUUAGCAAUGGUAAACCAGUAACUCGAUAUGCCGAUUUAGACCUAAUUGAUAAAGCCAAAAGAGAGAUUUGUAUAGAUUUAUUAAAAGAAAGAUAUAAAUCAGUUUUAGAACAUGAUUAUGAUUGUAGAGACAAGGAUAUAGCUUAUAAUUUCACCAUAAUUGGCAAGGAUAAAAUCAAUAUAACUGUUCGGAAAAAGGGUGAAAUUAAUAGCGAUAAAAUAACUUACGAGAAUGAAAUGAUAAAAGAAAUCGAACCAAUUUUUUAUCUAACUACUGCGGUUAGAUUAGAUGAUACAAGCGAAUAUCAAAAAGAUAUUUUUGAAAAAAGAUUUGACGUUGAAUUAGAGGCGAAAGUAGCCAAGAAAAAAAAAAAAGCCCGAGAUAGUGGUAAUUAUUUAGAGUAUUUAGGGUUUCAUAAUCCUCAUAGCGGAGAAACAAACCUCAAAAAAGAAAGCAUUAAAAAAUGGUUAGAGAAAGGAGCUCAGCCUGCUGACUCUAAAUUACUUAAAAGUUUAUUAGAAAAAUAUCUUUAA
This is a messenger RNA of Funneliformis geosporum, 1392 nucleotides long. The record is from the annotation of a GenBank genome assembly. NCBI's taxonomy places the organism in Eukaryota, Fungi, Glomeromycota, Glomeromycetes, Glomerales, Glomeraceae.